AUGGCUUUAAUCCUUCACACCUCUCACUCUAUGGCUCUGCAACCUUGGAAGCAGAUGUUAUUUUUCUCCAUAGGAAGAGCAGUCUACCCUGCCAAGACACCCACAAGGUCUUUCAACGCCCCGGAUCUUCUACCUUUUACAGCCCCUUUUACUUUCUCCAUCUCUCCGAACAAAAACAAUCUGACUGGGCAUGGCCUAGUCUUCAUCUUUGUACGUUGUACAGGCAUUCAAUACCUUGGCUUCUUGAAUCGAAGCGAUGAUGGAAAUCUCAACAACCAUGCUUUUGCUAUUGAAUUUGAUGUUUUCAAGAAUCAAGAAUUCAAUGAUAUCAAUAACGACAAUGAUGUAGCCGUCGGCGUGAAUUCUGUCACUUCUCUGGAAUCUGAGAAAGCUUGA
Messenger RNA from Theobroma cacao (cacao), 396 nucleotides. RefSeq names its product lectin-like protein At1g53070. The record is from RefSeq and is a predicted model, not a curated record. NCBI's taxonomy places the organism in Eukaryota, Viridiplantae, Streptophyta, Magnoliopsida, Malvales, Malvaceae. Gene Ontology annotation, molecular function: carbohydrate binding.